GAAUCUAGUGCCCUGCAGCGCUGCAGUCUUGUCCAAUUACAGAGAUAGCUCUUCGGCGCAUAAUGGGAAUUGUCAUGAACAUCACCGAUGCGUAUAUUUGGCUUAGUGGGCUAGUCUCAGGUUAUCUCUUAUCGAGCUUCUGUGCAAUUCUGUCAAACAAAAACUCGUAUAGCUACUAACCAUAUUAGCUGCCCUGCAAGUCUUCAAGCUUCAAAGCUUCAACGCCCGCUGCAUGCGAUUCAUGGACACUUGCCACCGCUUGUCCGCUCUCCGGUUACAGCCUGUCAUAAUAUAUAUGACGGGUCCAACAAUCAUCUCAUGUGGAUUUAGACUUCACUCCGAACUUGACCACCCCUUUUUCAGCAUAGGUUCCUAAUUUCUGCGGCUUCUUGAGAUCUCACAAACUAACGCCGCCGCCCCUUGCAUGCGGAUGUCUCUCAGAAUUUCUGCGGCACCGACUCGCAUACAUAGAGUAUCUGCCUACUGUGAACUGUUUUCAGAUAACUUUUGGUUACAAACACUCGAUAUCGCAGCUGUAUCACAGGUACACAACCUCCAAUGUGAAGUACCCUCGUUUCAUAUGCUACUCUAACCUUCCUCGUCGGCACGUGGUACCCUGACUGACAUAGUAUUCACAUUUCAAUAUCAUCUCAUUGCAUCCAUGGCCUAUCAGUCACCGCCGAGUUCAAGAGUCGCAUGCAGAGGCUCCGCAUCGGAAAGUAUGCCUCCCCGUAUAAAUACAAGUCUUAGCACCUCAGUUCAGUAUCAGUUUCACCGCCCACCAUGAUUUACUCCUUAGCUCACUCUCUCACUCUGACAGUGGCCUUUCUGGUCCCUGCUAUCUCUGCCCACAUCGCUUUCUGGCAUCCCAGCAUGUGGGGUUUCAACGUGACCCAGCAGACCUUUCCGUACGAUAACAGGCCUGUCGCCCCUCUUGCCGGACUGACCUUUGAUCAAUGGUGGUUCCAUGGCCAUCUCGACUAUCCUCCUCACCCGCACGAUGUCUUUGAGUUACCAGCCGGUCAGCCUGUAAUCGCAGAGCUUGGUUGCAACAAGGGUGCUACGACUUGGUACAACUCCUCUGAAGGAGGCGAUGUGCGUCAGGGAGACUGGCCCUGCCCUAAAUCUCCCUCAUCGCAGUUCCACACCACAGGCAUCAACGACGUCAAGGGCUGCGCACUUGCUAUUGUGCAACAGUCCGACGUCAGUCAGAUCAACCCCGAGGACUUCGUUGUAUUCAGUGUGAAUCAAACGUGUGUUUGGCACAGAUUUACUACCUUUGAUGUCCCGGUCAAUAUGCCUUCGUGCCCUGAUGGUAUGUGCACCUGUGCUUGGUUCUGGAUCCAUUCCCCGGACAGCGGCUCCGAGCAGAUGUAUAUGAAUAGCUUCCAAUGCAACGUCGUCGGUGCCAAGCCGGAUGCCCCCGCUCUAGCAAAACCACAGGUGGCUAGGCGGUGUGGGGCAGAUCCCGCUCACGGUGUAAACGAAGCCACUCCCGGCAACUGCACAUCUGGUGCAAAACAGCCCCUUUACUGGUUCCAGCAAGAGCGGAACAAUAUGUUCGAAGGGACAUACGCUCCACCCUUUUAUAACGACCUUUACGACUUCAAGAAUGGUGCACAGAAUGAUAUAUUCGUCCAGCCUGCGUAAUGAGGACAAGUUCGUGUCCAGUUUUCGUUUAUUAUUACAUCUUUAGCGUGGAUUUCGAUUUCUUGAGUGGCACUGCGGUUUGCAAUCAGUGCAAAUGACAACUGGUUAACCGAGAUUCUCACAUCUCUUUCUAUCUUCUACAUCUAGACAAAGCUAUCCUGUAUUUUCGCCAUGAAAUGAAUUAUCACAAGUAUUGUCUCUUAUAACCACAAGUCCUUUCCCUCUCGUGGCUACAUAGUAUACAAGCGCGUAAAGUCCUAUUCCUUUUCCAAUUCUUUUUCUUCCUCCUUUUCCAGGCACUGCAACAACCUUAUCAUCGACGCCUGCUGAUCCACCUGUAUAGGCCCUUUCAUCCACGUAAGAGAUCGUCGUAUGUCCUCCUUCAGCUGUUCUGUGAUGCGAUCUUGAGACCGCGACAUCAAGACGAUAGUGCACUCCGUAAUGGGGUGCGCAAUCGCAAGCAUACUCUGUACAUCCGAACCCAGGAACCCCAAGCCAAACAGGAUGUACCUCCAUGCAUUAUGCACAAGUAGCCACAUAACGCUGUCAUCUAAACCUAUUGCGUAGCCACUACCAGCUAUGUGGAAGAUCGCCACCAAGUACGCCGAUUGUUGUUCCGUUAGCAUAGAGCUUUGUUCGGCGUGCUGCAACGCGAGGGCAAGGGCAUUGCAUCGCUCAAAAUGGCCGUCGUUGGACAGGUGGAUGCGCCAUUGGUCGUGGCGAGCAAAAGCAUACACGAUAUGGAGGUAAUGUAGGUCUCGCCAGCCGUAUAGAAAGUCGUCGGGUGGAGAUAGGUUGUCUGUUUUUGAGGGAAAAGCCGCCGAACAAAGACCAGAAGAUAGAGCAGCAAGCAUGGGCGUGUCAGUUACAUACUCGGACAACAUCUCCUUGACCUCGUGAAUAACCUUCAUAGCGGCAUGGCGAACUCGAAUAGGCAUGUCUGGACUCAUCGCCCAUAUAAUCGUAUCCAGAAACCCAGGGUGUCUGAGAUGGUCGCAAAGGUCGGGGAGUACGCUGAACGUGAGAAGAGCAUCCGCGAUAGCGACCUCGUCGAAAGGGUCUCUGAAAUGUGCCAAGAAGUCGAACAACCAUGUAGAAUCCAGUUGACCAGCAAACUUGGACUUUAGGGCAUCUAUACGCCACAUCCGUUCGAUAGCAUCGGACCUGGGAAAUUUGUUCUCGCUAGUGACUAUGGCGUAGUGCAAUGUUGUUCGGGCGUAGAUCCAUAUAUCGCUAGUCGACAAGGCUAAGCCAUGCUCUUCUAUAGAAGCAGAAAGACCUGGUCUGAGGGCGAGUUUCACUAGCAUUCCGGAUAAUCGGAGAUACCGAGCGGGUGUAUGGGGACCAAAGAAAA
Messenger RNA from Serpula lacrymans var. lacrymans S7.9, 3004 nucleotides. RefSeq lists its product as uncharacterized. The transcript has 9 exons. The record is from RefSeq and is a predicted model, not a curated record. NCBI's taxonomy places the organism in Eukaryota, Fungi, Basidiomycota, Agaricomycetes, Boletales, Serpulaceae. Bases 784 to 1650 code for a protein of 288 amino acids.